Trichoderma harzianum CBS 226.95 is the source of this 3855-nucleotide messenger RNA. RefSeq lists its product as hypothetical. The transcript is spliced from 3 exons. Gene Ontology annotation, molecular function: protein binding; phosphorelay sensor kinase activity. The record is from RefSeq and is a predicted model, not a curated record. Gene Ontology annotation, biological process: phosphorelay signal transduction system; phosphorylation. Bases 1 to 3855 code for a protein of 1284 amino acids. NCBI's taxonomy places the organism in Eukaryota, Fungi, Ascomycota, Sordariomycetes, Hypocreales, Hypocreaceae.
AUGGAUGGCCGCCCCUUGCCGCAUUACAGGGCUGUGUCGGAAGCAACACGCCAGCGCGAGACGUUCAAAUAUGACCCGACACUCUUGUCCAAUUCCAAGGUCAACAACGCGGGCGUCGCUCUGCCAAGCUCGGAGCUGACGCCAUCGCGAGACUUGGUCUUGACCGCCCUUGCUCAGCUGGCCGUCUUCCAGACGGGCACAGAGAGAGCUUUCAUCUCCCUUUUUGACGUGGAGCAUCAGUAUUUUGUCGCUGAAGCAACUAGGACGCUGCUCACUUCACCAGAUGACUCCGAUCUUGGGCUUUGGAUGGUUGGUACCGCCAUUCCUCGUGCCCACAGUACGUGCGAGUACACUCUUCUCGAGUCAGAUCGCCUUGAGAGAGCGCGGGAGAACGCAAUCCUCACAGACCCAUCUCAGUUUGAUCACUGCGAGAAUGACGGCGAUUCAACCCAGCUACCAGUCCUUGUGGUCCCUGAUCUCGCUACCGACGAGCGUUUCAAAUUGAAGCCGUACUGCCGGCCUGGAGGUGGACACCGCUUCUAUGCUUCUGUGCCUAUUCGAACGCAGAGAGGUAUCAACAUUGGCGUGCUCUGCGUCGUGAGCCCAGAGCCAGAUCGCAGAUGGAUUGACCACUAUUCGAAUUUGAUGCGUAGUUUGUCCGUGGCCAUCAUGGAUCAUCUCGAGGCCAAUUUUUCAAAGGUGGCCUACCGCCGGAGCGAGCGCAUGAUUCGAGGCCUCGGCUACUUCGUCGAAGGAAAGGCGACUGAAUCCUCUUGGGCCUCUGUUGCUGGUAGAGAGACGUUUACCGAAACCCCGGACGCCUUGUUUCUGGCUCGCCAGGGACUCAUGGGGGAAGUUGAGACUACUAAUAACGGGCCACCUGUGUCCGAAGCGACCGCUCACUCAACCCCCAACUCUGAACGGUCUCUUUCGCCAGACGGUGACCGGCUUGACCCCAAUCGCAAAAAGGACCGCCCAGGAAAGCCAGCGGCAGAGACGAAAUGGGCCGACAACUUUGUUCCAGGACCCAACCCAAUGAUGGACACGUUUUCUGAAGCAGCCAUGAUCAUCCGCGAGUCGCUAGAGACGGAUGGGUGUCUCUUCUUGGACGCAGCCCCUGGAUCGUUUGGCUCAUAUGGUAAGAGAAAGGGCCGCUCCUCUGGCCACCCUUCUUUCCGAGACAUCGACAGCAGUAGCAACGAUGAUGAUGAGGACGACGACGAUAGCGGCAGCGAUUUUGAAGAAGAUGCAGAGCUAGAGUCUCAAGCAGGCGAUGCUGGUGCCAACACCGGUGCUACUAACGGUACCAACACCGAGGCCAAGCAGUGGCCAACAGCUCAAGUGCUGGGAUAUGCGGCAACGGAGAGCCGGCGGUCCAAGUUUGAGGACGGCUCGCUUCGGAGAAUCAACAUGCCGCAGAAGUUCCUCGCGAAGCUCCUUCAGCGGUAUCCCAAGGGCCACAUCUUCAACUUUGGCGUCAACGGAGAGCUGCAGUCGAGCGACUCGUCCGACGACGACGGCUGGCUGACGGACCUCACCCAGGACGCCAUCUCGCCCCUUCAGCCUGAUCCACCGCUGCCCCCUCAGGACGACGCCUCCCAGUCUAAGCGACAAAGGCGUCCUUGGGCGCGCCACAACGAGGGAAAGAUUAUCCUAGAGGUGUUCCCCAAGGCCAGGAGCGUUGCCUUUGUCCCCGUCUGGGAUCCCCGAAAGCAGAGGUGGUGCGCGGGAGGCUUUGUCUACACCCUGACGCCAACUCGCAUCUUUACCGUGGGAGGAGAGUUGAAUUUCCUGAGGGCCGUGAGCAUCUUGGCGAUUGCAGAGACGCUCCGCUUGAAGACUUUUGCAGCUAACCAGGCAAAGUCGGAUGCCCUGAGCUCUCUCUCGCACGAACUGCGCUCUCCCCUGCAUGGAGCCGUGCUGGGCAUCGAACUGCUUCGCGAUACCGAACUAACCGUCUUCCAGGGCAACAUCGCUCACACUAUCGAGAUUUGCUGCCGCACACUCGUCGACACGGUUGACCACCUCCUCGAUUACUCCAAGGUUAAUAGAUUUAUCCAGACGAGACGUACAGGGGCUCAAGCGUCGGAACCUAGAGGGCUACGACCAGGAACAGCCAGAUCGAUCGAAGAAGGCAUGCUCAGUCUCUACAAGCACAUCCGGCUGGACGGCAUCGUCGAAGAGGUCAUGGACGGCGUCUACGCCGGCUUCAACUUUAUGCACAUGGCCCUACAGCUCGCCAAGCACAAGAACUCGGCGCACUCGUCGGAUUGGACGGCUAUGCGCCGCCUGGACGCCAUGCAGGCUAUGGAAGAGCUGGGGUCCAACGGCAAGAUUGCGCUGGGCGAGGUGACUGUCUUCCUGGAGAUCGACCACGCCUUCAACUGGCGGUUCUACACGCAGCCCGGUGCCAUUCGACGCAUCGUCAUGAACCUGCUCGGCAACUCGCUCAAGUACACGCAAAAGGGCUCCAUCAAGGUGCGCCUGACCCAGUCUAAGCCGAAGCGCAAAUCGUCUGCCGACGCCAUCGUCCACAUCAUUGUGUCCGACACUGGCAAGGGUAUAGGAGAGGACUAUCUGCGCAACGACCUUUUCAAGCCCUUCUCGCAGGAGGACCAUCUCGCCCCCGGAACCGGCCUGGGUCUCAGCUUCGUCAAGCAGAUUACAUCGCAGCUUAGGGGCCGCGUUAAUGUUGACAGCCGAGUCAACGUGGGCACCAUUGUCAAGGUCUCGCUGCCUCUCAUGCAGACGCUGACGCCUCCCGACGGCACCCCCUUACUCGCCGAGAACGAGGGCGAUCUCGACAAGCACGUUGCCGAGGCCGCGGGCCUUCGCGUGCGUCUCCUGGGCUUCGACAUUGGCAGGCGGGCUAAGAGACGAAUGCUAGAUGGGAGCGUCACGGAGCUGCUCGUGGAGGUUGAGCGUAUCUGCCGCGACUGGCUGGGCCUCAACAUCAUCACCGAGGCUGAAGCUGAAGAACAGCCGCCCGACUGCGUCAUCUGGAUCGAAGACACGCUGGCCAACUCUCCGCUGGAGAAUCUUAUGCAAGGACCACCCUGCGUGGUGCUAUGCAAAAACACCUUAGUGGCGUACAAGAGCGCAGCGCAGUUUGAACGGGUCAAAGCACACCGGAUCUUUGAAUUCGUUGCUCAGCCUAUGGGGCCCCGUAAACUCGCCAAAGCAGUGGCUCUGGCCUUCAAGCGCGGCCGCGAACUGAAAGCCAUGCCUCUGUCCCCAAUCACGCCUCGCCAGGAAUUCCUCCCCGUGGUGCCGGACCUUCUCAGCAAUGUUAAGACCCAGCUGCCGGCGCCGACGCCUCGCCUCCAAGCGCUGCAGAAUCUCCUCAUUGAGAGCGAGAAGCCCGCGAAGCCCAGCGUCGCCGUCGUCGAUACUCCCAUUGCAGACCCCGAGCCUGCCUGUGAACCCACGCCAGAGUUCCUGCUCGUCGAGGACAACAGCAUCAACCUCGACAUCCUCUCCAUCUACAUGAAGAAGCUCGGCCGCCCCUACCACACGGCGACCAACGGCGCCGAGGCCCUGAGCGCGUACAAGCUCAACCCAAACCACUGCAAGUACAUCUUCAUGGACGUGUCGAUGCCCAUCAUGGACGGCUUCGAGGCUACGCGCCGCAUCCGUGCCUACGAGCGCGACAACCAGAUCAAACCCGCCAUCAUCUUCGCCCUCACGGGGCUUGCCUCGGAGAGCGCCCAGCAGGAGGCCUUUGGAAGCGGCGUCGACCUUUUCCUGACCAAGCCUGUCAAGCUUAAGGAGCUGGGCAUGAUUCUCCGGUCCAGGGGCUUGCUUCCCGAGGAGCCCUUGGUGGUUGUGACCAAGAACGGGACUCACAUGGCCUAG